Molecule: messenger RNA, 924 nt
Organism: Symbiodinium sp. CCMP2592
Lineage: Eukaryota; Dinophyceae; Suessiales; Symbiodiniaceae
Source: the annotation of a GenBank genome assembly
AUGUGCCCUGCGUCUCCGCCAGUUCGGAGCACGGUGGUCGACUGCAACAAGGCCAUCGCCAGCUUCCGGAGGUCCAGAAACUGGACGCAAGGCAUCUUCCUACUGGCGGAGAUGGAGAGAAAGCAGCUGGAGCCUGACAUCUUCACAUAUAACACUGAACUCAGCCUCUUCGGAGGUGCCAACUCCAACUCCGACUGGCCGCAGAUGACUCUGCUGUUGUCUGAGAUGCCAUCGAAGCUGAUUCGCGCAGAUGUCAUAUCGCUCGGGUCGAGCCUGCUGGCUUUUGAACUUUGCUGGAGCAGGGCGGUUCAGCAGAUCCGUCGAAGUCAAGUCCACGCAGUAUUGCCCAAUCUCAUAACUUACAAUGCAACUUCUACCGCUUGUGCAAAAGCAUCCGAUUGGCAGCGUGCCUCGCAGCUGCUAGGCAGUUUAAGAUGCCUGCAUGCAGUGCCAGACAUUGUCACCUGGAACUCCUUGUGCGAUGCAUGCGACAAGGGGGCGGCUUGGCUGCAGGCUUGGGUCUUUCUCCUUGAGGCACGUCGCUCGGCCGCGAGCCCAGACGUAGUCACCUAUAGCUCCGCCGUCAGCGCCACUGGGAGAGCCUCCGCAUGGAUGCAUGCAGCUCAGCUGUCUGCAGACAUGGCGCGGGAUCAGCUGGAGCCCAACCUGAUCACCUACAACGCCUCCAGCAGCGCCUGCGAGAGGGCAGGCCAAUGGGAGAGGACCUUGGAGGUUAUCUCUAUGGCCGACUUCAGUCAUCCGCCGGCUGACAUCAUCUCCUACAACUCGGCUGUCAGCGCCUGCGCUCCCGAGGGAAAGUGGCAGCUGGCUCGGCUCUUGCUUCGCAGAGGCCUUCAGCUGCUACUGGGCUUUGGAGUAUCAUACUUUAAUACUUUUUUUCUUUAUGGAACCAUUAUGAAAUAA